Molecule: messenger RNA, 1475 nt
Organism: Gastrolobium bilobum
Lineage: Eukaryota; Viridiplantae; Streptophyta; Magnoliopsida; Fabales; Fabaceae
Product: SEC12-like protein 2
Exons: 10
Coding region: 99-1247 (382 amino acids)
Biological process (GO): protein secretion
Cellular component (GO): endoplasmic reticulum membrane
Molecular function (GO): protein binding; guanyl-nucleotide exchange factor activity; GTPase activator activity
Source: RefSeq, a predicted model, not a curated record
AUAUAUUAUUCAUACAAAACAGUAGAAGUUAGCAUACAGAGUACGCCGCUGAAUCACGUUCAUUCUAAAAUCAAGACGCUGAGAGAGAGAGAGAGAGAAUGGGGGAAUCACGUUCAUACGGUGUUCCUUUGUACUCCCUUUCUUGGGUUCCCAAACACGUCAUUGAAUCUCGACAAAUUGAAACCGCCGGUGAAUCCUCCAAAGCCGAUCAGAGCUCUCCGCCGUUGACAGAGGGACUGGCCGACGGGAGCUACCUGGUCGUCGCGGGCGGUGGUGGAGAAGGCCACAGCGGUAUCCCCAAUUCUGUGUUGCUUGCGCACUUCGAUGUUGCGUCCAAUUCGCUUUCUGACCAACCGGUGAGUCGGCUAGGAACUGGUUCUGAGUUGCCAUAUAGAAUGGCAGUUCACCCCAAUGGAGAUGGCCUUAUUUGUGCAAUGCCAAAGAGUUGCAGAUGGUUUGAAUGGGAUUCUGAAAUUCACCAGCUGGGUCUGAAGUUGUCAGAUAGAGUGCUCACCCAGUUGGAGGAUGUUGGACAGCAAUUAGCAUUGGCAUUCAACAAUGAUGGUACUGCACUAGCUGCUGGUGGGGAGGAUGGCUAUCUAAGGGUUUUCAAGUGGCCUAGCAUGGAAAUUAUUCUUGACGAAUCUAAUGCUCAUUCUACUGUGAAGGACUUACAUUUUAGCUCUGAUGGUAAAUUGCUUGCCUCUUUGGGAAGUAGUGGCCCCUGCAGGGUUUGGGAUGUUUCUUCAUCAACAGUCUUAGCUACACUAUCAAAUGAAAAUCAUGAAGUUUUUAGGUAUUGCCGAUUUUCUCAAAUAAAUGAUGGGACUCAGGUCCUAUAUAUUUUUGUCAUGGCAGAUAAAGGUGGAAGGAUCCUGACCUGGAAUACACAAACAUGGGAAAGGAUGGGCUCAAAGCAUAUUAUUCGUGAUGCAAUCUCUGCACUGAAUGUCUCAGCUGAUGGAAAGUUUCUUGCGUGCGGAACAACUUCAGGUGACAUUGUAAUUAUUAAUUCAACAAAUAUGAAGAUUCAGACAAUGAGCAAAAGAGCUCACCUUGGCAUAGUAACUGCUUUAGCAUUCUCCCCUAAUUCAAGGGCCGUGGCUUCUGUAUCCAUGGAUUCAAGAGUGACGGUAACAAUAAUCGAAGAGAAGAAAAAUGGAGGGUUGAGCUUGUGGAUUGCAGUAUUUAUCAUCCUACUUGCAGUAGUUGCUUACUUCCUGAAAGUUGAAGGAAUUGGAAAGUGAAGGUUUCAAUAUUACUUUAAAUAUAAAACAUUUAUUGGUAGCUAAACCGCUUUAUGAAUGCUACUGGUUAGUUUUGAUGCAUUUCCAUUUUUUGUGGGGUUUGUAGAUAAUUUUUCCUAUUGGCAUCAUUCAGAAUGGUUGUUAUAUAGGAGUGUAUCUAUAUAAUGCCUUGUUACAUAGACUAUAUCUCUUCUACUCAAGCGGCUUUAUAUACUCACCAUCAAUACA